This is a messenger RNA of Penaeus vannamei (Pacific white shrimp), 3578 nucleotides long. RefSeq names its product Delta[1]-pyrroline-5-carboxylate synthase (gene P5CS). The record is from RefSeq and is a predicted model, not a curated record. NCBI's taxonomy places the organism in Eukaryota, Metazoa, Arthropoda, Malacostraca, Decapoda, Penaeidae. Gene Ontology annotation, molecular function: ATP binding; glutamate-5-semialdehyde dehydrogenase (NADP+) activity; glutamate 5-kinase activity. Gene Ontology annotation, cellular component: mitochondrion; cytoplasm.
CGGUCGGCGUUACUUCUCGCCACACGCUCGUACUUGACGUUCGGUUUGUGAUCCAUCUCGUUCCUCCUAUGGGUACUGCGUUCGCCUCCGACGCAACUGUCAUUGCUUGCCCCUUAGGACCCUGGAGACCCCAUCCAGGCGACUCCCGAUUGAAACGAACCACCGAGAGAGAUAUUCACAGAUAAAAGAAGGAAAACAUAGGUUAAGACGGAGCCCCAGCUUUCUCUGCCACGGCGGGCGAAUCACUAGUCGAGCGAGGCGCAGGUGAGUGAAGACGGCGAGGUGUGGCAAUCAGCGCUGCCCCCGCCCCCUGCCCCGGCCCGCGUCCCAUGCCAUCACCGACCCUCUCGGGCCACACAUAUAAGGGCGCCGCGGCUACCGCCCGUCACCAUUCCAGAGACAGCAGCUCUGACUAUUACUGCAUCUUAUAGGUGUGAUUAGAUUUAUUGUUCAGUGCAUAUUGCAACUUUGAUCAUUUGUUUCGGCAAGGAACGUUGAAAAUACAGAAACUUGUGCCAUAAUGGUGCCCUUCCGCAAGGUGCUCGGACCCGUGGUCCGUCUCCCCGUCAGCAAGACAGCUUCCUCCUCCUUCGAAAUUGUUCCUCGGAACACCCGCCUCUCCGUCGCGCCCUCAAGCAAGGCCUUCCCGCAUCUCCCCGACUCUUACGGGGAGCCGUGGUACUCCAGCAAGGGCAACAAGGGCGCCUCCCUGCGCGUCUCCUUCCUUGGCGCUUACCGAUCCUCCUUGUCCUCCGCCAACGUCGCCUUCGGGAGGUCCAUUGCCUCCUACCAGCGCCGUGCCUACAGCACCAAGAGCCACUGGUCCAGCCUACACCUGGACGCCUCUCGCUCCAUCUCGCGCAUCGAAGGCUCGCGGGCGGCCUUCCAGCACCGCCAGCAACUGCAGCACUCCCGCCGCAUCGUCGUCAAGCUCGGCUCGGCGGUCAUUACCCGACGGGAUGGCUACGGCCUCGCGCUCGGGCGGCUGGCGUCCAUCGUUGAGCAGGUGGCCGAACUGCAGAACGAAGGCCGCGAGAUGAUGAUGGUCACCUCCGGCGCCGUCGCCUUCGGAAAGCAGAAGAUGGCGCAGGAGCUCCUCAUGUCCCUGAGCAUGAGGGAGACGCUCUCCGGCAAGGACAACCUUCGCGGGGAGGAGGUGAAGAGCAUGCUGGCGCCGCGAGCGUCUGCCGCCGUGGGUCAGUCGGGCCUCAUGUCCCUCUAUGAAGCAAUGUUCGCCCAGUACGGCGUGAAGGUCGCGCAGAUCCUCAUCACGAAGCCAGAUUUCUACAACAACGAGACUCGCCAGAACCUCAUCUCCACCAUCAACGAGCUCAUCGCCCUCAACAUCCUGCCCAUCAUCAACACCAACGACGCUGUCACGCCUCCGCCCGACGUCGACGAGGAGGUGAGCCGCAAACUCGACAUCCGCGACAACGACUCCCUUGCCGCGCGCCUCGCCUCCGAGGUGGAGACGGACCUCCUGAUCCUCAUGACGGACGUCGACGGCAUCUUCAACAAGCCCCCCGGCGAGGAGGGAGCUCGUCUCAUCGAUAACUUCUCGCCAAAUAUGAUUUCCAGCCUGGAAUUCGGCGCCAAGUCGAACGUUGGCACUGGCGGCAUGGACUCCAAGGUGAAAGCCGCCAGCUGGGCCCUCGAGCGAGGCACCUCCGUGGUCAUCUGCAAUGGCCUGGCCCAAGGCGCCAUCAAGGGGAUCGUCCACGGCCGUAAGAUCGGGACUUUCUUCACAACCAGCAACAGCGUUGGCCUGGAGGUCGAGGUCCUGGCCAAGAACGCUCGCCGAGGGGGCCGGCUCCUCCAGUCCCUGAACCCGGAGGAUCGAGCUUCUGCCAUUAUGACUCUGGCUGAACUUCUGGAAACGAGGCAGGCAGACAUCUUGGUUGCCAACCAGAGGGACCUCGAGGAAGCUGAAAAGACGGGCCUUUCCGCAGCCCUGAAGUCACGCCUGCGUCUGACGCCAGCCAAGCUUAACAGCCUCGCCGAUGGCUUGCGUCAGAUCGCCAGUGAUUCCCACGACAUGGUGGGCCGCGUCCUCUCGAAGACCCUCAUCGCCGAAGGCAUUGAGCUCCGCAAGGUGACGGUUCCCAUCGGCGUUCUGCUCGUGAUCUUCGAGUCCCGCCCCGACUGCCUCCCCCAGGUGGCGGCCUUGGCCAUGGCGACGGGCAACGGACUGCUCCUCAAGGGCGGCAAGGAGGCUGCGCACAGCAACCAGGCCCUGAUAGAGCUGGUGAAGGAAGCCCUGGGAACCGUCGGCGUUGCAGGGGCUAUAUCCAUGGUGACGAAGCGCGAUGACAUCUCAGACUUGCUGCAGCUGGAGGAGUUCAUCGACCUUGUCAUCCCACGCGGAUCCUCUGACCUCGUCCGCACCAUUCAGGAGCAGUCGCAGUCCAUCCCGGUCCUCGGUCACGCCGAAGGAAUCUGCCACGUCUACAUCGACAAGGAUGCCGACCUAGAGAAGGCUGUGAAGAUAGUUCGCGACGCCAAGUGCGACUAUCCCUCCGCCUGCAACGCCAUGGAGACGCUGCUCAUUCACGAGGAGAUCUUCAAGAACUCGGACCUGUUUACCAGCGUGUGUCAGGCGUUGCAACGGGAGGGUGUCCAGAUCAACGCCGGGCCAAGGCUCUCUAAAAUGCUCACCUUCGGCCCGCCCGUCGCCAAGUCCUUCAAGGUUGAAUUCAGCGACCUGGAGUGCAUCAUCGAGCUGGUGUCGGAUAUGGACGAGGCGAUCAACCACAUCCACCGCUUCGGCUCCUCGCACACGGACGUCAUCGUCACCGAGGACGAGGCGGCCGCCGACCGCUUCCUCAACUCCGUCGACUCCGCCUGCGUCUUCCACAAUGUCUCGUCCCGCUUCGCCGACGGCUAUCGCCUCGGGCUCGGCGCCGAGGUGGGCAUCAGCACCGCCCGCAUCCACGCCCGCGGCCCCGUCGGGAUGGAGGGUCUCCUCACAACCAAGUGGAUCCUCAAGGGUAACUACGGGGUGGCCUCUGAAUUCACCGAGGGUCGUAGGAACUUCAUCCACAAGAAACUCCCAGUCGAGACCGACUUCGAUCUCGGCAGCAUCCACGUCGAGCACGAGAGCGCCCAGCAGUGACACCCAAUUAUCGUGGAUAAUUCAGCGUCCAGCCUCUCCGAGGCCUUGCGAGAUUGCUCUCCUGCAAUCAGAGGCGAGAGCAACCUGAAACCAAGCACAACUUCAGCUCAGCCUCCCGUGGCCGGAGGUUGUGGUCACAGCGAGUCUCAGUUGCAUCCUUGCGACGGCGACGAGCCCGGGGGCGAAUCCCCAACGACCAGACGAGGCCUCGGAGCCAUACCAGACUGCGAGGUCCGGAGCCAGACCGAGGACGAUCUUAGGGCCAUUUCGGUCUCACUCACGCCAACCAAUGACAACGUGUCGCUGAUGGACAAGCCUCUCAGUCCUAUCCAUCAGUGGCUUGCUGUUCCCGAACACAUCUUCCAUGAUUCUGUUUUAUUAAAGCGCUUUAUUUAUUCAUAAUGAGAAUGGUGAAAACGGGGAAUAUAAAAAAACAUUACGAAGAAAAAAACGCUAUAACCUAAAA